Fraxinus pennsylvanica is the source of this 363-nucleotide messenger RNA. NCBI's taxonomy places the organism in Eukaryota, Viridiplantae, Streptophyta, Magnoliopsida, Lamiales, Oleaceae. The record is from the annotation of a GenBank genome assembly.
AUGACUACCUUCGCAGAUCGACAGUCAUUUUUGAACACUUCAAAGUGGAUUGAGGAAGUGCGUACAGAACGAGAGAGUGAUGUCAUUGUUGUUCUUGUAGGGAAUAAAACUGAUCUUGUUGAUAAAAGGCAAGUUUCAAUUGAGGAAGGAGACGGGAAGGCUCGUGAAUCUGGCAUCAUGUUUAUAGAAACGAGUGCUAAAGUAGGUUUUAAUAUAAAGCCUUUGUUUCGAAAAAUAGCUGCUGCUUUGCGAGGAAUGGAAACUCAGUCUUCCACAAAACAGGAAGAUAUGGUAGACGUUAAUUUGAAGCCGUCUACAAAUACAUCCCAGACGGAGCAACAAGGAGGUGGCUGCGCGGGCUAG